This is a messenger RNA of Saccoglossus kowalevskii, 876 nucleotides long. Its product is annotated as integrator complex subunit 8-like. The record is from RefSeq and is a predicted model, not a curated record. NCBI's taxonomy places the organism in Eukaryota, Metazoa, Hemichordata, Enteropneusta, Harrimaniidae.
CUUCAUAUCUUCUAGUAGGUAGACCGUCUAAACAAGUAGCUUCCACGCUGUGGUUUCAAUAUAAAUAUGAGUGAAAUGGUUCCCAGACGACCUCCAAGCAGACAGGACACGCCAUUGCCUGUUGUUUGGUAUGAAUUCUUGCUAAAUCCAAAUUUGCUGCAACAGCAUCUCUCGAAAGAUGACCCAGAUCCAAAUGCUGUUCAGCUUAUGGCUCACUUCCUGGGCAAUGUAUGCUUACAACAAUCCGCACAGCAAUUGCCACCUCCCGUCUUAGGAGGGCAGAACACAGAGUUUAACUUUGGUAACGGUAUUGCUGCUGUACAGAACAAUGUUACAACAAAUGGUGUUGAGAAGAAAAGAACCAAGAUGUUGAAAAGCCUGGCUUUGCAGACAGCGGCUCAUCUUGACUGGAAUCUGAACACCAUACAAAACAACUUACCUAUGCAUCUAGGUCAUGGGUUAUUGAAAGAUUUCUUGAAGUGCACCGAGGCACCUAUUGAUGUGCCUUUAGAAAGUCUGGAUAUCUCAGAUAUGUAUGAUCCUCCAGCAUUAGCAUUGAUCACAUACCACAGAUGGUGUAUUAGGUUACUGGUGUCUGAAAGUUUUCCUGCAAAACCAACCAAACCAAGCACUUUACAAGGAUUGGGGUAUAUAAUUGACUCUCUGGAAAACUCUGUACUUCUUCUGGAGAGUAUUCUCAACAUAGAGAGAACAAUAGCACUGCCAUCCCACGUUAAAAUACAACAAUUAGCUAAUGUAUCUAUUGACGCACAAACCGAGCCAAUGGAGAAGGAGCUUGAAGAACUGAUCGUGAAUAGCGUGGAACUUCACUGCCAAAUUGCCUACGAUCUGGGCUCAUUGUAUUUUCCAUCAUAA